AAUCUGAGUAACGUAGCCAUAAGUUAUAUAAGGUCAAUUUGUUGAUAAAAUUGAUAACAUGAAUUGAGAGCGUCACUUUAGAAUAACCAUUUAUAAACGAACGUGAUAUUCGAUUCACUCAUAAGUGUCACAGCACGUCUUUGGCAUACAUUGAUAUUUAUUUUCCAAAACAAUGUUUCACAGUGUAUUUACAUUACAAAAAGGAAUUCCCUAUCAUGCUUUAACAUUAAGUCGAUCAAUGCAUCUUUUAAGAAAUUUGGCGUAUGUAGAUGGGAAAUGGAUAGAAGCAAACAAGAAAAGAACAUUUCCUGUUCACAAUCCUGUUGAUAAAUCUGUUAUUAAUAAUAUUCCUGAUAUGGAUGUUGAAGACACACGAUUAGCAAUUAAUGCAGCAUCUAAAGCUUUUGAAUCUUAUUGUACAACAACACCAAAAGAACGAAGCAUUUUACUCAGAGAAUGGUACAAUCUAAUGGUGAAACAUGCAGAAGACUUGGCACAAAUUUUGACCAAAGAAAAUGGGAAAUCUCUUGUUGAAUCUAGAGCAGAAAUUAAAUAUGGAAAUUCAUUUAUAGAGUGGUUUUCAGAAGAAGCUAGAAGAGUUGAUGGAGAAGUUUUGCAGGAAGGAAAUCCUAAUAAACACAUGGUUUUAUUGAGACAACCAGUGGGUGUAGCUGCUUUAAUUACACCAUGGAAUUUUCCACAUGCCAUGAUUACUCGCAAAGCAGGUGCUGCUUUAUCUGUUGGGUGCACAUGUGUAGUGAAACCAUCCGAAGACACUCCUCUCACUGCUUUAGCAAUAGCUGAUCUUGCAGAACAGGCAGGCUUUCCCCAUGGAAUCUUCAAUGUGCUUACAACAAGUCAACAAAAUUCUCCCGCUAUGGGUAAAGAAUUAUGUGAAAAUCCUAAAGUAAGAGUUAUUUCGUUUACUGGUUCAACGCCUGUAGGAAAAAUUUUAUACAGACAGUGUGCUUCAACAAUGAAACGACUUAGUCUUGAAUUAGGAGGUAAUGCACCAUUUAUUGUUUUUGACUCUGCAAAUUUGGAUUUGGCUGUAUCAGGUGCCAUGGCAAGUAAAUUUCGUAAUACUGGCCAAACAUGUGUCUCUGCAAAUAGAUUCUUUGUACAAGCUGGAAUAUUUGAUAAAUUUGUUGAAAUGAUUUUGGCAAAGAUUAAAAGUGAUAUUAAAAUGGGCGAUGGCAGCAAGAAUGAAGUUACACAUGGGCCUCUUACUAAAGAAAAUCAAUUAAACAUUGUGCAUGGAUUAGUUACUGAUGCAGUACAAAAAGGAGCAAAAGUACACUGUGGUGCUACUCCAUUACCUGAAUUAGGACCACUAUUUUAUGCUCCUACGCUCAUAACAAAUGUAUCUAAAGAAAUGGAAAUAUAUAACAAAGAAAUUUUUGGUCCAGUAGCUGUUAUUAAUAAAUUUGAUAGCGAACAUGAAGUUAUACAAAAGGCUAAUAAUACUCCAGCAGGUUUGGCUGGAUACUUUUAUUCAUCAGACUUAUCACAAAUAUUCAGAGUAGUAAGAAAAUUAGAAGUUGGGAUGAUUGGUGUGAAUGAAGGAUUGAUUUCUACUGCAGAGGCAGCUUUUGGAGGAGUAAAGGAAUCAGGUAUAGGAAGGGAGGGAUCUAGACAUGGUGUAGAUGAUUUUCUUGAUAUAAAGUAUGUAUGUAUAGGAAAUCUUAAAAACCAUUGCUAA
This is a messenger RNA of Colletes gigas, 1702 nucleotides long. It is a transcript of the gene Ssadh, whose product is annotated as succinate-semialdehyde dehydrogenase [NADP(+)] GabD. NCBI's taxonomy places the organism in Eukaryota, Metazoa, Arthropoda, Insecta, Hymenoptera, Colletidae. The coding region runs from base 173 to 1702 and encodes 509 amino acids. Gene Ontology annotation, molecular function: succinate-semialdehyde dehydrogenase (NAD+) activity. The transcript has 2 exons. The record is from RefSeq and is a predicted model, not a curated record.